Tigriopus californicus is the source of this 1183-nucleotide messenger RNA. It is a transcript of the gene TfIIB, whose product is annotated as transcription initiation factor IIB-like. Gene Ontology annotation, molecular function: TBP-class protein binding; RNA polymerase II general transcription initiation factor activity. The coding region runs from base 206 to 1135 and encodes 309 amino acids. Gene Ontology annotation, cellular component: transcription preinitiation complex; nucleus. Gene Ontology annotation, biological process: transcription initiation at RNA polymerase II promoter; transcription preinitiation complex assembly. Lineage: Eukaryota; Metazoa; Arthropoda; Copepoda; Harpacticoida; Harpacticidae. The record is from RefSeq and is a predicted model, not a curated record. The transcript is spliced from 2 exons.
AGACUAAAUAGACUACCGAACAUCAGAAGAGACGAGAGGGACGUCAGAGCGUUGCUAGCCUAGUCCGGACGUCAAAUCAUCCAUUCCAUUGCCUUUUAACCGCACCCACCAUCGUUCCCGUCUUCCGAGGGUUUAUCCUUCCCCCAACCACCUAGGGAACCGUUGCCGAGGCUCUUGGAGGUCCGCAGAAUCCUCGGUGGGCAUCAUGUCCGCCAAAGUGGUAUGUCCGCAACAUCCGGAUGCCAAUCUGAUCGAGGAUCACCGCGCGGGCGAUAUGAUCUGCUCCGAGUGCGGGCUCGUGGUAGGCGAUCGCGUGAUUGACGUGGGCUCCGAGUGGCGCACCUUCUCCAACGAGAAGGGCGGCGAGGAUCGCUCGCGUGUGGGCGGGCCCGAGAAUAAUCUACUCAGUGGCAGCGACUUGUCCACCAUGAUUGGCCCGUCCACCGGGAAGGCCUCCUUCGACUCGGAUGGCAACGCCAUGUACACUAAUCGCCGGACUGUGUCCAGCUCGGAUCGGACCUUGCUCAACGCCAUCAAGGUCAUUUCCAGCAUGUGUGACCGCAUUAAUUUGCCGCGCACUAUCACCGAGCGGGCUAACAAUCUGUUCAAAACGGUUCACGAAGGUCGGAAUCUGCGGGGAAGAUCGAAUGAGGCCAUUGCAGCCGCAUCUUUGUACAUCGCUUGUCGCCAGGAAGGCGUGCCUCGAACCUUCAAGGAGAUCGUGGCUGUGUCCACAGUGAGUAAGAAGGAGAUCGGGCGUUGCUUCAAGUUGAUUCUCAAGGCCCACGACGACACCAAUGUGGACAUCAUCACCACGGGUGACUUCAUGGAUCGCUUCUGCGGAACGCUGGGCUUACCGCGCGAUGUCCAACGUGCCGCCACGCACAUUGCCAAGACGGCCGUGGACUUGGAUAUUGUGCCGGGACGGUCGCCCAUUUCCGUGGCGGCAGCGGCCAUUUAUAUGGCCUCGCAAGCCUCGAGUGACCCGCGUUCGCAGAAAGAAAUUGCGGAUAUCGCGGGGGUAGCGGACGUGACGAUCCGUCAAUCGUACAAGUUAAUGUUGCCCAGUGCGCGACAGCUUUUCCCCGAAAAGUUCAAGUUUCACAUUCCCGUGGAGCAACUCCCGCAGAACUAGAGUUCCAUGGAUAACAUUACUCGUACCGCAAAAGCCACCUCACCACCU